Suillus bovinus is the source of this 726-nucleotide messenger RNA. RefSeq lists its product as uncharacterized. Lineage: Eukaryota; Fungi; Basidiomycota; Agaricomycetes; Boletales; Suillaceae. The coding region runs from base 1 to 726 and encodes 241 amino acids. The transcript has 3 exons. The record is from RefSeq and is a predicted model, not a curated record.
AUGGCAAGAUCAGGUCAUUCCACUCACUUGUCUCCUGGAAGCCAUAGGGCACAUCAACCCCAGACACAGAAGCUCACCGAAACCAAAAUUUCCGAGCUGAAGAACUACCUUCCUGAGUGGACUUCUGCGAAAAGGAGCAAGAAGUGGGCAGUUUUCACUGCAAUUGCCAGGCCUGCCAGGUUGUUUGCGCCAAAGGUGGACCAAGGGCAAUGGAAAAAGAGGGAGCAGAUGUACAAGACUUGGUUGUUCAACAACAAGAAAAAGAAGGAAAGGAAGGACAUGAUAAAGUAUGGGAGGAAAUGGACACCUAGGAUGGUGAUCAACCAGCAGAAUUGGGAAGAGGUGCUGAAGAGGAUUGAGGAUGAGUCCAGGGCAAAGCCAGGAGAUCCUGGUAUGUUCAAGCAUUAUGAGGUGGCUGUGAAGAGAGUCAUGGCUGAAUUGUCUGACGACAAGUUGGAGAAGGCGAAAGAAACUGCUGAAGAAUGGUCCAACAACUGUCCUCCUCCCAAGAUACAAGCACAGGUCGCCCGUAAGAAGGGACCUGAAUAUAUGGAGCACUUUUUGAAGGAGAUAUGGAGGCAAUGCAGGAUGAGAGUGUUUGCAUUGUCAGCUUGGAAGAAUGAACAGGGUGAGGUGCUGUUCGGGAUGCAUGAUGAUAAUGAGGCAUUAGGAGAUGGGGACAGCUUCAUGAAGACAAAGGACUGGGAGGACAUCGAGACGGUGUGA